Microthlaspi erraticum is the source of this 1434-nucleotide messenger RNA. NCBI's taxonomy places the organism in Eukaryota, Viridiplantae, Streptophyta, Magnoliopsida, Brassicales, Brassicaceae. The record is from the annotation of a GenBank genome assembly.
AUGGAGCAAUUACGAGGAUACAAAACCAACUGUGGAUUCUCACUCGGGAAACCGAGAUUCGGAUCUCUCAAGGUGAAAAUUCCAAACAUCAAACCUCUCGUAGCUGAAAAAACAAAAGAGAUUGAAGAAAACCAAGUCGAGGAAGAUGAAGAAGAAUAUCAAGCUGACGAAGAAGAAGAAGCUGAGGAAGAGGAAGAAGAAGAAGAAGAUCAUGGAGCUAAGAGCAUGGAUCUAGAGGAAGGAGAGGUGGAAGAAGAAGAGAAGAAGCAUGUAUGUUGUGAAUGCGGUAAACGGUUUAAGUCCGGUAAGGCUUUAGGAGGUCACAAACGAAUCCAUGUGCUCGAGAACCGGAAGUUCUCAAUGGUGAGACCAAAGAUGGUUUCCGGUUUGGUUGGUAGAUCUGAAGGAGGUGAAUUAGAAGCUGCUUGUUGUGUCUGUCACAAGAAGUUUACAUCGAUGAAGGCUUUGUAUGGACACAUGAGGUUUCAUCCAGACAGAGGAUGGAAAGGAGUCUUUCCUCCUCCUCAUCCGUUUGGUAAUUCUUCGUCUUCUACACUCUCUGUUGAUGAUCAUGAUGAUGAUGAGUUUGUAAGCUCGGAUUACGAUGCUUAUGAUGAUUAUGACGAUGAUGAUGGUGAUGAGAACUCGGAGUUAUGGGAGAUGGAGAACGGUGUUGACCUUAAGGAACCGAUUAUAGGAUGGGGAAAGAGAGGGAAGAGAAGUGGUUUAAACGUUGAUCCACGUCCAUCAGAAGAUGUGAAGGAGUCUGAUGCUAAGAAUCUAUUGGUGUUAGCUGAUACAGCAGAAGCUGAGACCUCUAAUUCUCAUUCUGUUGAAGAUAUGGUGAAGAAGAGGAAGAAGAAGAAGAAGAGUUUGUCUGAGAUGGAGAAAGAAUCAUCAUCUGCUCCUCACCAUGAUCAGCUUCAGCUUGCGGUUGUUGUUUCACCUGCUGAGGAAGGCGGCGGUGGUGGUGGUGGUGCACGUGAGAAGCACGUGUGUGUGACUUGCAACAAGACGUUUAAUUCGUAUCAAGCUUUGGGAGGUCACAGAGCAAGUCACAACAAGGUCAAGAUGUUGGAGAAUCAUCAAGCUAGGGCAAACAAUGAAGGCUUGUUGUUACUUGGGAACGAAGGAACAGCUACCGUUUUAGCUAGUGCUCAAGGAUCAAACACAUCUUUAAGCAGUAACAAUAAUGGAGAGCACAUCUGUAACAUUUGUCAUAAAAGCUUCACAACAGGUCAAGCUCUUGGAGGUCACAAGAGAUGUCACUGGACCGGACCGGUUUCGACUGAGGCUGCAGCCGCUCCAGCAGCACCGGCUCUGAGUCAAGUAACAGAGACAGUGCAAGAAGUGAAGAAGUUGAAGAGAAAGUUUUUGGAUUUUGACUUGAAUGAGUUGCCACCUAACGAAGAAGAAGAUGAAGAAAGAGUCUAA